AUGAAAGCUCGGAUUAAUCUACGACGGAAGAGCGUCGGCACGCCCAUGGCCGCCACGCAAGCAGCUGUCCCUUCACUAGGUCCCAAUGGUGGGUAUGACCCUAGUGCUGGGUCGAGGACCAUAACCUUGUCCAGAGAUGAUCAGGAAAGGAGACCACAGGCCUCUGCACAGACGGCUUUGGUGCGUAAUGGCCAUAGUGGGGCGAACGAGGGGACACCUCCUAUACGAUCGACAGCCAAGCGUCGUCGAGAGUCUGUGACCAAGUGCAAGACCCUCUUGGGUGGUCCACCAUCGGCCAAGGCGGCCAAGCAUACCCCGGACACCUCUGAUGAAGGCCAUAGUAACCACGACCAACUCUCGAUGUCUCUGCUCUUCGACAACCCUGAGGAUGGCGGACGGCGGUUGUCAGUGGGUCGUGGCAGCUCUACGAUUGGCCAUAAUCACACGGAUAAGCUACCAGGGAAGGAGGCUGAGAGGGAGGACAAGGAGAUGAUGAUGAUGGAUUGGAAAUCUAAGUUCACUGUGAGGGGCGGCCUUGGGGUUAUGGGGGCUUCACAGUUACGAUUUGACGGCUCCAUCAGUAAAUACGGUGUUGUCGGAGGCUUGAUCGAUAUGGAGGCCCCUCCUGAGAGGGUGACUAUAUCCACUGUGAAUGAGGAGGAGAUCAUGCUUCGGGAGUGGAGGCAAAUGUGGGAUGCAGCUCUAAGACGCAUGUGA
Messenger RNA from Perkinsus marinus ATCC 50983, 717 nucleotides. RefSeq lists its product as hypothetical. The transcript has 7 exons. Lineage: Eukaryota; Perkinsozoa; Perkinsida; Perkinsidae. The coding region runs from base 1 to 717 and encodes 238 amino acids. The record is from RefSeq and is a predicted model, not a curated record.